AUGCGAGACGGGUCUAAGCCUGGCCCGAGUGGAGGCUCGAGCGGGCAUGCGUUAGAUAAAGAAUUUGAAGGCUCAUCGUCAAGCGAGGAAAGCAGUCAUGAAGAGUUAGCGAUUUUGAAGACUUUACUGCAUUUUCCAGAAGAAAUCGCCUUACGCCUCACAGACACCGAAUAUAAACUUUUUUACCAAGUACCACCAAUCGACUACCUUCGACAAGUGACUCUCGAUCUUGGAGGAGAAGGUGUCUUAGGAACAGUUAGUGAUCGCCACAUGAUUAGAAGAGCACCUCCUACACACACACCUCAAGUAAAGAGUAGUGUCAGGACUUUGAUCAGGAGAUUCAACGAAGUGUCAGCGUGGGUGACUGAGCUGGUGUUAACUCCUUCAUCUCUUGAAGAUCGAAAGGUGACGCUCUCCUGCAUCCUCCGAGUUGCUCUUACUUGCUGGAAUAUUGGCAAUUUCAACGGCGCUAUGGAAAUUGUAGCGGGUUUAAAGUCACACAAACUAAAAACUUUCUGGCUGAGUAUAUCAGAAGAACCGCUACCGGCACUAGACUUUCUCUCUGCGGCACUUCUUUCUGCAGAAUAUGAAAGGGCGCUGGGACGAGCUUUGGCGAUGCCGGAAUGCAGAUUGAUACCGUUUUUUGGAGCUUUUUUACGAGAACUCAGAGAAAUUCUAGCAGCAACACCAUCUUUGACAAGCCAUUCGGUUGCUGCCACGCCGACACACCGACGAGAUUUCAAACGAGAUUCUGUUAAAGAAGACAGAUCAUCAAUAAAACGGGAUGCGAGAAAGGAAAGUACCAAACGAGUGGACCAAAGCACGACGACCAGCCCUCUUCGAGAUAGUUGUAAAAGAGAUCCACGUUACAGUGAACCUAACCGACAAGUUUAUAUAGCAUCAUUUGAUGAAGAAGGUGAACAGUUUCGAAGAGUAGGGCCUGAGGGUCUAGUGAAUUUAGAGAAAGUAUACAGAACCCAAGCAGUCAUGGACCAUAUUGCCAGUUUUCACCAGCACCGGUACAGCCUCGCGAGGACCACGUCCCCUUUGUUCGCCGAUUAUUUAAGAACAGCCAUAGCAUCUUGCGAAGAACCUGUCUUUGUGCAACCUGCACAAAAGACGUCGGGAUCAGACUUUGAAAAUGAAGCGUUAUAUGAACUGGAAGGUGGUGGAUAUUGUCCUGUACAACCUUUACCACAUGACCAUGGUGUUACCAUGUUUCCUUUAGCCCCACAAAAUGGAGAAAGAAUGGACAGGCAUAUUUUACAGAUAAUGCAUCAUGGUACAGCAUGUGUAGUAGGUGAAGCUGAAUGGAGUGGAGCAUUUGCCCAUCUCAGACUCGAACGAUCGUGUGCUUUGCUUACUUGGAGUAGAACCGCACACCGCCCACAUUCACAGCAUGGUGAAACCCCAUCAGAAAAUGUACAGCAACCUGAAAUUAGCUUAUCGUACAAUCCAGAAGAAGUUAUACCUUUAAAAUAUUCUGGGAAUUUAGUUCAUGAAAAUGAAGCUGGCGUCGUAGGGGAAGAUGGUUUCAUCGACCUUCAGUGCGUCAAAGAUAUGCGUCUUAACGGCAAGUUGUUAGAACCUCGGGACAUAGCAGAGUUAUGCGCGUGCGCAAGAAAACAUGGCUUAGAAACCUGCUCGCAACGACCACAUGUCAUAUCCCUUGUGUAUGGAAAAACCUUGAGUGACAAUCGGACUGUCCAUUUUGUUUUACCACCAUAUUCUUUUCGGGUAUGGGCAGUAGGUCUUCAUUCAGUAAUCAAGGCCCUAAUAAGUCAAACCAAGCUGGCAGAUAGGAGUCUGGCGUGGUUGAAGAAUAAAUAUACUGCACUCUAUUAUGAGGAUGGCUGCUGCUGUGAACCAUUGGUCUCUGAUGCUAUACGGGUAUUUGGUGGCAGAGAUUCAGUCAGCGGUAGCUCCUCUCACUCGACUCCGGUAAAAUAUUCUGAACAAUCUGACUCGAUGAAGAGUUCUGCUAUCAAAUUCAAGAAAAAUAAGUCAACGUCCGAGUUAAAAAGCUCUCCAAAAAGCUUUAGUUCGCAUACUUCUGGGACUAGAAGUGAUGAUGACGCUGCUCAUGGGUCUCCGAGACAUAGCUCAUACUCAGCGGCCUCCAGCCAGCACUCCCACACGCACAGCGCCCACAGACACAGCAGCCUGACCGCUGCCACCAGUGUGCUGACGGCCUCCCCUAACCGCAGUAGUUUAAGAAGACUAGAAACCAGUGAAAGAUUCUGGGAAAAUCUGAAGCAUCUUAGAACAGGCUCAGUAGGAUACGAUACACAGUUAGACUUUAUGGAUUUCGUUGCCUUAUUUCGAAGCUUUAGUUUAGUAAUGCGAUCGGAAUUAAGGGAUAUUUUCGAGCAACUCGCCGUACCCCGAACGCGGAACCCAUUGUUCGGUGCUGAGAAGAGUCGAAGUUCUCCCGAGCUUUUUAGAAGUAAAACAAUUUUUCAUACAGGUUUAUUGACAAGGAAUGGAUCUUUAGAUCUAGAACCACCAAGUGAUAAAGCUGGAAGGAAGAAAGCAUUCGACAUUCUUGCGGCCGCUGCAUUACCAGGAGCUAGUCCAGAUGUCAGCGGCAGAGUGCUAUCUUUGCCCACGCUUGGCAAAUUCUGCGAGACGAGACAAAACGAGCCUAAGACUGAACAACAAUUAAAAGAUAUUAUACAGAGGCACGAGCCCGACCCAAUGCUGCGAGCUGAGAGCUGUCUCUCCUUCGAAGGCUUUGUAAGAUUUCUCACUGAUAAAGAUAAUUACGCCUUCGUUCCAGAACAGCGAAGAGCUUCAAACUUUCUAGGAAAGGCCACCCAUCCAGAUGAAGAGGACCUCCCAAAGGAGCUUUCCCGAGAGAUGACGGGGUCUUUAAGCCAGUACUACAUCGCAAGCAGUCAUAAUACGUAUUUGACUGGUCACCAACUGAAAGGGGAGUCUUCUGUGGAAUUAUAUAGCCAGGAUAUUUAU
Messenger RNA from Brenthis ino (lesser marbled fritillary), 2970 nucleotides. NCBI's taxonomy places the organism in Eukaryota, Metazoa, Arthropoda, Insecta, Lepidoptera, Nymphalidae. The record is from the annotation of a GenBank genome assembly.